CGUCCCUGUUGAGGGCUUUCCGAACGCCUCGCGACCCGGAUUGAGUUCAUUUGAAGGUUCGUCCACUCCAUUGUUCCAGUUCAAACGUUUCAACCCCCCCGAAAUCCACCGGAAGCCGUCCUCUGCGAUGUAAUGCGAGCGCAGUGAAAACUGAAAACAUACCUACGUGUUCCCGAGGAGCGCCGAUCGGACAGAUCCCCAGCCAGCAGCGUCGAAAGAAGCUCGGAGGCGAAGCAUGUCCCUGAACACGACGAACAGUUAUGCGAGCAUUCGUAGGAGUGAGCGGCUGGCCAAAAAAGCCGUUUAUUUCGAAGAGUCGUUUUCCGUCCCAUCAGUCCGCAACACCGACCGAAACACGACGGUCGGAUCAUCAGUGGAUAAUCUGGAACCUCGGCGGGAACGUGCAUCCAUAGCCGUUGAUUUCCACCCCGAUCCCAUGGAAAGCAGAGACAGUGUGCGUGGAACUUUUGGGAGACAGAGUGUUCGGAGAUCAAUCCGGCGAUCACUGCAGCCGCUCGCGAACAUGCUGACGACGGGCCGUAAACGAAAGGGAAACAAGUGUGAACCACUCUACGAGGAUCCAGCCAACAUGUCCUGUGUGAGGAAUUUUCGCAACACGGUUCGUAAGUCGACGCUCGAUUUCGAUGAGGCGCUACCUCCGGGAAGAGCUCAGGGAGCGCCGAAUUCUGGCGAACCGCAGGAAAUACGACGUGUCGCACCAGCUUGCCCUCGACCUGUCCGGAAGGUUCCGCGUGAAGCCCCGAAGCCGAUGCCGAGGACCUCGAUCCUUCGUCAAGAAAACGCUCCACCGAUCCCACCCCGACGACAGAGUAUCGAGGAAUCAAAACCCCCCUUGGCGGCGAAUCCGCUGAAAGAGUCUCUCAGAGAGCUCCGAAAUUUGGAGCCUCGACGAGUCUUGCGAACAAUCCAAGAGAUUCCCGUCAACUCGCCCAAACGCAAGAUCUGCGUUGAAAAUUUCUCGGAAGAAACCGCCGACGAUGAGAACUCUUUGGUCGAGUGGAAUCCGGACAGAAAACGCCGUAAGACAGUCCGAUACCAGAGCAAUAGCAGUUUGUGGCUUUUGAAGGGCAGUGGUGACGCAGGUAGUGGAAAAGCAAAACUUCGAUUGAGCGUCUACGUCAACUGCGGUCACAUAUCCUUGCAUGUUAUCCGCGGAGCGAAUCUCCCCCUCUUGCCCGACCAGCACGAGCUCAACUCCUACAUAAAAGUUGCUGUGGAGCCGAGAGACUGCAGGGUUCAGCACAGAUCGCAAAUCGUUCCGGCGACUGUGGACCCAUUCUACGACUUCAGACUAUCAUUCGAAUUCCCCGCGACGCCGACGCAAGACGAACAGCCGACUCUCCUGGUGACAGUAUGGCACCGUGAUUCAAAUUCUCGCCGAAGUCGUCUCCUGGGAUUUCUGAGUUUCCCCAUCAGUAAAAUCGUUGAGGCGAAUCGCAUCGAGGGCUGGUUCCGCCUACCGAGCUUGGCAAUAACGAAGAAAACGCAAUUAUAGCUAGAAAAUAAAACAACUUGUGCG
This is a messenger RNA of Galendromus occidentalis (western predatory mite), 1540 nucleotides long. RefSeq lists its product as uncharacterized. Bases 236 to 1516 code for a protein of 426 amino acids. Gene Ontology annotation, cellular component: nucleus; plasma membrane. The record is from RefSeq and is a predicted model, not a curated record. Lineage: Eukaryota; Metazoa; Arthropoda; Arachnida; Mesostigmata; Phytoseiidae. The transcript has 4 exons.